AUGGAUUUCAAUUACUUUGGCGACCGUCCACAAGAUGUUGUGCUUGAACAUAGACGACGUGUAAAUCACCAGAUUCAUGAGCGGCUUCGCAUCCGAGACGUGAAUGACCCUCUCAACCUUAGCAUUCCUGAAUUUGUAAAACUCUAUCGAAUGCCACCAGAUGAAGCAGUGGAACUGUGUAACAUAAUACGCCCAUUUGUACCUAGGCAUACUAGCCCUCAGCAGGUGCCUUUGUUCAGAAAGCUUUUGAUUGCACUUUCUUUCUAUGGAAUGGGUUCCUACCAGCGUAUGAUGGGGAGGUCAAUUGACUGUGCUGUUGGUCAAACUACUGUUAGCAGGUCGAUUAAGGAAAUAACAAAUGCUUUAAACCAUCCUCAAAUACUGAAUCGUUUCAUUAGAUUUCCCCUUACAAGAGAGGAAAGAAGGCCGAUAAUACAAAGAAAUGAGCAGUUAGGCUUGCCUCGAGUUCUUGGAAUCAUGGAUGGCUUCUUUGUUAGACUGUCUUACCUUCCUCAUGACCGUGAGAGACAGGCUCACUUCUGCAGAAAAGGAUUUCUUGCAAUAAACAACCAGAUAAUUUGUGAUGCAGACCUGAGAAUUCUAAAUGUGGACGCUCGCUUCCAAGGCAGUGUCACUGACCGACAAAUUUGGGAGGCUUCAACUGCUCGGGAAGUUGUUGAGCAAGCGUAUUGGGAGGAUCGUUGCUGGUUGUUAGGGGAUUCAGGCUACCACACAGCACCUUGGUUGCAUGUACCAUUACCUCAUGCUCCGCCUGGGACUCCUGAAUUUCGCUACACGAGACUUCACUGCCGCUGCAGAAACUGUGUUGAACGAUGCAUCGGAGUCUUGAAAGGCAGAUGGAGGGUGCUCAGCAUUGACCGUUGCAUCAACUACAGGGAUGCAGGUUAUGCUGGACAAAUUGUUAAUGCUUGUUGUGUGCUGCACAACUUCUGCAUUGACAGGCGAAUUCCAAACCCGCCUCCUUUGUAUGAAAAUGACAUUUACAUAGACAAUGAGCCCCCCAACGUACUUCCAGAUAAAUGUGUUGAAACAGUCUUUUUGGCAAUUCUUAAAAUUAGUGCCCCUAAAUUUCACAGUUGCUUCCAUGGUAAAGAACAACCCUCGCCCACACUCGACCCCGUUGGUGCUAGACGUCAUUGCCCAAAACUAGAAGAAACUGAAUAA
Thrips palmi is the source of this 1185-nucleotide messenger RNA. RefSeq names its product putative nuclease HARBI1. The transcript has 8 exons. Bases 1 to 1185 code for a protein of 394 amino acids. The record is from RefSeq and is a predicted model, not a curated record. NCBI's taxonomy places the organism in Eukaryota, Metazoa, Arthropoda, Insecta, Thysanoptera, Thripidae.